CGCGGCCCCGCGGCGAUUUGUGGCCGGUUUGUGUGUGUGUGUAUGUGUGUGUGUCUCUCUUCAGGAGGACGACUUACUUCCAAUUAUCCUCUUGCACACAGCGAUUUUUCCUCCCGUUUUCAGUGUCCUCGAGAGCGGAGACCUCCACGGCUCAUCGCGGGACCGUGUCAUGGACUUUAUUCGUUUGUUUUCAGAGGAAUUUACCACGUUCCUCAGCAAGCUAAGCUAGGUAUCGAGCUCGCGAGCUAAUAACGUUACUGGAUUUGCGCAAAUUCUCCGCACUCGGAAGUUGCACAGACGAAAAAAAUAACUGCUCUCCACCGGAUAAAUACAUUUGGAAUCAUUCAUAAACUCUCUUCCUGUCCCGACGGCUUGAUACGAAGAAGAUAAAAGGCUAUCGUUACCUCAGCGGAGCUAACGAGCUAACAUGAAGUUAGCCAGCUAACGUUAACGCUUUCGUGUGGAAGAAAACACCUUCCGAGCGAGAGCUUGUUAUAUGAAUUUCAGAUAGUUAAAAGCUUGGUGAUGUCGGGUUGAUCAGGUCUUUGAGCUUGAUAUUGAAUGACUGAGCUGUCUUAUUGAAGGGUUGGGCUGAUGAUCUGUCCUGUAAACUUAAGCCAAAACCACUCACCUUAAUAAUCGUCGGGUUUAGCAUUUACGAUAGUUACAUUACGUUUUGUAUUCGUUGAUAUAGAAGUCAUUGGCAUUUAAUCUAGAAACGCAUGUUAAUUUUUUUUGGGGUAGGAUAGAUUAGCUGGUCCAACAGGUUAUUAGUUAUAUCAGCGUUUUUGUUGUGGCCAGGCCUAUGGUUGUGAAGGGGGAUGAGAAUGAAUUGUGUUGGGAAAGAGGUGUAAGAGCUCAAGUUGUGGACUGUCAUCUUAAAAAACUGAGUUGUAUGGAAUUGGGCAGCUGGGUUGGCAUCAUGGGGGUAUCGCAAGGGGGCAUGAAGAAGUCAUCUACAUAGUGUCUAAGUACUUUUUAAGUUAUGUAGUCGGUCAACUGGACAGCCUAGUAUUUUUGUGUGUUGUUCUCCUGAUAAGUCAUUAGAAAGAUUAGAGCAACAGGGCAGUCUGGAUCAAGAAAUCCUGUCUUUCGUCUCUGGUUGGAGUUGCACACCCAAGCCAUCCUCAAUGCCUUCAGCACUGGCCGUGUUCACCUGUCGCCCAAAUUCACACCCGUUUCAGGAACGUCAUGUCUAUCUGGAUGAGCCGGUCAGAAUCGGGCGAUCCGUGGCCCGGUGUCGCCCUGCCCAGAACAACGCUACCUUCGACUGCAAAGUGUUGUCCAGGAAUCACGCUCUGGUGUGGUUCGACCACAAGACUGGAAAGUUCUAUCUCCAGGACACCAAGAGCAGCAAUGGCACCUUUAUCAACAGCCAGCGUCUGAGCCGGGGGUCGGAGGAGAGCCCUCCCUGUGAGGUGCUCUCCGGUGACAUCAUUCAGUUUGGGGUGGAUGUGACGGAGAACACCCGGAAAGUCACUCAUGGCUGUAUAGUGUCGACCAUCAAGCUCUUCUUACCAGAUGGCAUGGAAGCUCGGCGGCGUUCAGAUGUUGUUCCAGCACCACUGCCACUGGCUAUUGAUAAGGUGUCUGCAAAUACACCCAGUAUGUAUUCUCAGGAACUGUUUCAGCUCUCCCAGUACCUGCAGGAGGCCUUACACAGAGAGCAGAUGCUGGAGCAGAAGUUGGCCACUUUACAGAGACUGCUGGCCAGCACACAGGAAGCAUCAGAGAGCAGCUGGCAGGCUUUAAUCGAUGAAGACCGGUUACUCUCUAGAUUGGAGGUGAUGGGGAAUCAGUUGCAAGCAUAUUCAAAAAACCAACCAGAAGAUGGUAUCCGAAAGGAGCUUGUAGCCCUAACAGAGGACAAACACAAUUAUGAGACGACAGCCAAAGAGUCCCUGAAGCGGGUCCUUCAGGAGAAAAUUGAGGUGGUUAGGAAGCUGUCUGAGGUGGAGAGGAGUAUGAGUAACACCGAGGACGAGUGCACACACCUGAGAGAGAUGAAUGAACACACACAGGAGGAGCUCAGAGAACUCGCCAACAAAUAUAAUGGAGCCGUCAAUGAAAUCAAAGAUCUGACGGAAAAGAUCAAGUUGGCAGAAGUCAAACACGAGGAUCUCACUCAGAAAGGCCUGAACGAGAAGAAAGAGCUACAGCUGAAGAUUGAAGAGAUGGAGGAUAAGGAGCAGGCGCUUCAAGCUCGAAUCGAAGCUCUGCAAGCAGACAAUGACUUCACCAAUGAGAGACUAACGGCGCUGCAAGUCCGGUUAGAACAGCUGCAGGAGAAAAGCAUAAAGGAAAACAACAGUUUAGACCACUUUCUUUUAAAGAGUGGAGGAGACUGCACUUUAAUCCAACAGUACAUUGAGUGUCAAUCGGUGAGGCAGCUGAAGGAAGCUGUGGACUCUUCCAUUAACAAGCUGUCCAACUUUGACGAAGUCAUUGAUGCACAUCUUCAGAAUAACCAGACGACAGUGGACAACAGCUUGGCCAGUCCGGACAGGCUUAAAGAAAACCAGAUAGACGCUAAAGAGUGUGAUAUGUCAGAUACUCUGAGCCCCAGCAAGGAGAAAAGCAGCGACGACACAUCAGACGGACAGAUGGAUGAACAAGAACUGAACGAGCCCCAGAACAGGGUUUCUCUUCUGAAAGAAAUGGAGUCAGGAGACUCUGAGCAGGUCAUUCCUCACCUCCACCGAGAGCUGCAGGAGGCCCAGGAGCUCGCCAACACUGGCAAACAGAAAUGCCUCGAGCUGCAAGCUCUUCUGGAGGAGGAGAGGACAACCAACAGACAGCAGACUGAAGAAUCUGCUAAACAGAUCCGCUUCUUACAGACUCAACUGGCGAAGCUCCAGUCCGAUAUGGAGGCGUUGCGUGAGCAGAGAGAGAACACUAUCAGCAUCACCCGAGAGGAGCUCUACAGCGCCCAGGAGGAGAUCCUGGUUCUCCGGCACGCCGUGGAGACCGCCACCGCCGAGCGGGAACGAGAGAUCACCGCUCUGCAGGGAGACCUGAGCACUGUCACCGCCGAACUGGACAAAUGGAGACAGACGGCAGCCAAAAAAGAUUGGGGUGAAUUGGAGAAGCUUCAGGCUGAAUGCUCUGGUCUGCAGAAUGAAUGUGACGGUCUGCGGGCUGAGAAGACUACACUCAAGCAGAAACUCCACAGACUAGAGGAAGAGCUCGACAGCUCCAGAGAGCGGAGCGUGACGUUGAGCAGCAGCCUAAACGCUCUGGAGAAAUCCCAGGGUGACCUGGAGAACAAACUGGGCUCGAUACAAGACCAGCACCAACAGGACGCUAGCAAACUGAAGAUCCAGCUGGUUCGAGCUGAAGGCCACACCAGAGACCUGCAGAAGGAGUACGACGACACUCAGAAUCUGCUCUCAGAUCUCCGGCAGCAGUAUGAGCAGACGGAGCAGGAGAAACACUCCAUCAACGACGAGCUGGAGCAGUGCAAGGUCAACCUCAAGCUCCUGCAGGAGAAGGGCAGCAAUAGCGGUUGGAUGCCCUGGAUAACGGUGGUUGCAGCCGUGGUUGCAGUGACAGCAGUGGUGAUUUAUCCCAACUUGUCCAAGAGCUCCUCCUGAGAACCAAUCAGAACACUCGUCUCUACCACCUAGCUCCGCCCUCUGUCCAAUCCCAGUGUCAGCUUUAGCCAACACAGUCUAAACCUGAACGUAAUACCUCGUUUUGACAAUACAGUCCCAAUGUCUGUGUAAAAUGCAAAUGUAUAUAGUAUAGAAAAAAAGAGGGAAUAAAGUUGUGUAAUGCAUAUUAUAGAAUAAAUAAUCUAUCAGCAUUUUUGUCACUCGGAUGGGAAUUUGAAUUAUUAAAAUGGCCUAAACUAGGUCUACCGUUUUGUUUAGCAAGUUUUUGUUUCUUGGACUGUUCUUGUGGUUUGCCAUGUCAAUUGUGGUAAUCCAGUUAAAUGUACAAACCAAAUCAGAAUCUGAACUCUAGGGCACAGAGGGGCGAAGUGCCUAUUUUAAACAUUACUAGGACUAGUUCACAUUGAAGUGCCACUCAUGCAGCGUAUCAUCAAUUCAAAUGGAAAAAAAGUCAAUUUCACAUCGUCUGUGCUGUUAUUGUGUUCAACCCGACAUGCUUCUAGCACAGUGAUGUUGUUGUUGUUCUCUAUGGCUGUUUCUAUUGUACCUUGUGUAAGCAAAUGUUCACGUCAGAGACACUACAAGUAUCUAGGUGGUUUUCAAAUUCGACGUUCUUGACAUGUUAGGAUUGCGGUCAGUUUCAAACCGAUAACGAAAAACGAAAAUACAACAAAAGUAACUUCUUAUCAACACACUGUCCUGCUGUUUGGAUGAGAUGGAGCACUUUCCAUCGUUUCAGUACCUACAGUACCUCCUGAAAAAGGCUCUGGGAUUCUGCUGCCUUACUUGUAACAUAAGUUAAUUCUUAAAGAAUGAAAUUAGAUGCAAAGGCUUUAAAAUGAAUGGGGUUAAUGGUGAAAGAGUCACAAAUCCACUCUCGGGUGAGAGAGAUUUAUUUUAAGGGUGAACGGGAAUGGGUUGUUAAAAUGUGGAUGUGCAAGUUGCUUUGAGACUCCAGGAAGAUGAAUUCACCAAUGAUGUGUUUGGUGUGUGGUUCACAUUUGUCUGCUGUGCUGUAAAUAAACAGUCGUGGAGCAAAAAGCCCAACUCCUCUGGUUCAACGUGUCGAGGACUUUGUUUUUGCAUCUUUUUUUGUUUUACUGGAAAGACAUACUGCAACAAAAAUCCAUUGAACACUUCAACAUGGAUUUGACUAUGAAUGCAAAAAAGCAAAGCUUGUAGCACAGAAGGGAUAGCUUUAAACAGAUCUCUUGCAUCGAAAGCAUGAUGUAAUUUUUUUAUUUCUAAAAUCCGUUUGGAACAUCGUCCUUCACGUUGGAAGAAUGCUCACAGGCCGUUUGUAAAUAUGUAUGUAUGAAUGUUUGUGUGUAAAUAUGUUAUAGUCACAAAAUAAACAUUGGAUAUAAAUGA
Messenger RNA from Carassius carassius (crucian carp), 4985 nucleotides. RefSeq names its product sarcolemmal membrane-associated protein-like. Gene Ontology annotation, biological process: regulation of voltage-gated sodium channel activity; protein localization to plasma membrane; regulation of membrane depolarization during cardiac muscle cell action potential. The record is from RefSeq and is a predicted model, not a curated record. Gene Ontology annotation, molecular function: protein binding. NCBI's taxonomy places the organism in Eukaryota, Metazoa, Chordata, Actinopteri, Cypriniformes, Cyprinidae.